This is a messenger RNA of Glossina fuscipes, 1363 nucleotides long. It is a transcript of the gene Rpn10, whose product is annotated as 26S proteasome non-ATPase regulatory subunit 4. Gene Ontology annotation, biological process: proteasome-mediated ubiquitin-dependent protein catabolic process. The record is from RefSeq and is a predicted model, not a curated record. Bases 48 to 1235 code for a protein of 395 amino acids. The transcript is spliced from 6 exons. Gene Ontology annotation, molecular function: polyubiquitin modification-dependent protein binding. Lineage: Eukaryota; Metazoa; Arthropoda; Insecta; Diptera; Glossinidae. Gene Ontology annotation, cellular component: proteasome regulatory particle, base subcomplex; nucleus; cytosol.
AUUGUGUCAGCUUUGAUGACAAGCGAAAAGUAAGAAAACUAACAAAAAUGGUUCUGGAGAGUACUAUGAUCUGUUUUGAUAACAGUGAUUAUCAGCGCAAUGGUGAUUACUUUCCUACACGUCUAAAUGUGCAAAAAGAUGGCAUCAAUUUGGUGUGUCUAACAAAAGUACGUUCUAAUCCUGAAAACAAUGUGGGCUUAAUGACCUACGCCAAUACUGUGGAGGUUUUGGCCACAUUAACCAGUGAUGUAGGACGUAUAUUUUCAAAAAUGCAUUUAAUACAGCCCAAAGGAGAAAUUAAUCUCUUGACAGGUGUUCGCAUUGCUCAUCUGGUUUUGAAACAUCGUCAAGGUAAAAAUCACAAAAUGCGUAUUGUUGUAUUUGUGGGCUCCCCUGUCAGCAACGAGGAGACAGAAUUGGUCAAGUUGGCAAAACGUUUGAAAAAGGAAAAGGUCAAUGUAGAUAUUGUUAGUUUUGGAGAUCAUUCCAAUAACAAUGAAAUAUUGCAAGCUUUUAUCAAUACUUUAAAUGGCAAAGAUGGCACCGGUUCCCAUUUGGUCAGUGUGCCAAGGGGUUCUGGCUUGUCAGAUGCUUUGUUGACCUCACCUAUUAUUCAGGGAGAAGAUGGUAUGGGGGGAGCUGGCCUGGGUGGCGCCGGUUUUGAGUUUGGCGUUGAUCCGAACGAAGAUCCAGAGUUGGCUUUAGCAUUACGUGUGUCUAUGGAGGAACAGCGAGCACGUCAAGAAGAGGAACAACGUCGGGCUUUAGCCAAUUCCAAUGCUUCUGGCGGUAGUGAAGCAAGUAGAAAUGAUGGUGGCGAGGAACCAAUUGUUACUACUACUGCCACUGCCGCCUCAGUUAACGAACCGAAUUCAGAGGAAGCUAUGUUGCAACGCGCUUUGGCCAUGUCUAGUGAGCAGAAUGAUGAUAAUUUGCCUGAUUUUGCUAAUAUGACUGAAGAAGAGCAGAUAGCAUUCGCCAUGCAAAUGUCUAUGCAAGAUGCAGAUGACACUGUUACUCAGCAGGCUAAACGCCCUAAGACAGAAGAAAGCGCUGCAAUGGAUAUAGAUGAAGAUUAUUCUGAAGUUAUUGGUGAUCCUGCUUUUCUACAAAGUGUAUUGGAAAAUUUGCCCGGCGUUGAUCCACACUCCGAGGCCGUGCGUGACGCAGUGGGUUCUUUGAGCAGAGAGAAGGAUAAAGAUAAAAAGUCUGAAGGCAAUGCCGACAAAAAGUAGAGUUGUGGGCGAUUCCGAAAAUAAUCAUUUAGCAUUUGGCUUGAAUAAGAUUGCAUUAACUAAACUAAUUUGUCGCAGAACACCUUGGCAUAUUGAGCCGCUUGAAUAAAAAUGUGCGUGAAAUAAAA